GUUACGAAACGAUACGAGUUCUUUGAGGAGCUUGGUGUAGUUUGAAGUCCUUUCAAGUGUUUUCAAGUAGAAAUAAUCUGUGAUUUGAUCCACGAUAACACGAAUAAACCUGAAGAUGCCAAAACUAGAAUAGAAAUUAGUGAAUGUGAAAUCAAACAAUAACAUGGAUCUAAAUCGACUGACAAUGAAAAAAGUGUUGAACCCAGUGAUUCCUCAUCGUAAUGCAACCGCGAUAUUUGCCUGACUCACUUUGUAAGCCAAGAUGGCGCCGGUCAGUUCUUUGUGUCCUAUUUUAUGCAGUCUGUUGAAUGACUGACGUAACUAGUUUUUCAUCGUGCAUGCAAGUCCUCGUCUCAUUUAUUUUACCUUAGUUUUUUUUUUCGAGGUAAAAAUUCGUGUUAAUGAUUGGUCAAGUCUGAAUCGCUUUUCGGUUUCAAUAUCGUAAUUUUGCCUUAAAUAAUUUUGAUAGUCUAUUAAAAUGGCUGCUGGCAAUGUUAUCUUGGCCUGUGUUGAGAUACCUGAAAUCUUGAAGUUUUGGGUAAUGCAUGUUUAUUUGUCAUGGUAAUUUUUGAACAACUUCCCGUUAGAUCUAAUGCACAUCCGUUUGUUUUACGUUUUCUAAGAAUUCACAUUCCCAUUAAAAUUUAUGUAGUUAAAGAAUUUGAGAAGUUCAGUUACUGUACAACGGCUCACGGUAAACAAAUUCUAGGGAAAAAAUAUUUUCAUUCAAUCACGAAAAUAUAUUUAUUUAAAAAGCUUUUGAAGCUUCGUAGCAUCCACCGUUGAUUACUUGUUAGUAUUAUGGUUACCAAAAUCUUGAUGCAAACUUUUCAUACCGUUGUGAUAAUGAUCUAUUCAAAGAGACGAGGAAAAUUGCCCCUUUUUGUGCGAGUUUUAGUUUUUAAUGCGUGUCAUUAAAAUUAAAUAGGAGUACAUUACAGAUCAUACGGAGAUCAGCUGAGCAAUGGUACUCGUACGCAUUUUUAUUUUCAGUUAAUUUGCGUGAUCAUGAACAAAGAUUCAUUUUCUACAGCGUUUGCUGGUUUUAUAAGGUAAGCGUUGACAAGUUACGUGCUUCUUGUUCAUUGUUUUUUGUUGUUUGCAGCAUUCCUUAAAAUGGAUCGAAUGGAGAUUGCAACCAGUUUAUACGGGAUUCCCCGUUCAUGUUCAGUGCUAACCCUACCAAAUGAAUUUUUUUACCCUUCAAGUUGUUGAAGUGAAUUCGGGUGUGGUCAUUAAAGACAAAGAUGGAAAGAGAAGCAGCCUACCGGUUGCCACGUCUUCCGUCCGCCUUAGAGUAUAAAAGAACCCACCAUGUAACAAUUGGACAUCGUCUUCGUCGAGUCGUCAAGCACCGAGUUACGAGCAUUAAAUGGGAUCUCCGGCUGCAUACCUUUUGCUGCUGUUGGCAGUGGCCAACGUUCAAGCGGCAAGUAUCCAAUACCCGGCCUUGCUUUCUAUUAACUCACGUACACAACCCGUACAACAAUGGAACAAUAAAGACGAUCAAGGGCGAAUAAACUUCGGCUAUGCCUAUUACGGCCAGGCAGCUUCAAACGUUCUUAAUGCCAAUGGUGAUAUGAUUGGCUCAUGGAGUUACCUGAACCCGGAAGGUACGCAGGUUCAUGCUUCCUACACAGCUGACAACAAAGGCUUCAACGUGCUCUUCAACAACGGCGCUCCUAUUGACACUCCGGUGGCAUACGCGCCUGUCGAACAUGUCCCUGUCUUUGCCGCUCCUGUGGAAACUCCGGUUGCAUACGCGCCUGUCGAAGAUGUCCCUGUCAUUGCCGCUCCUGUUGAAACUCCGGUUGCAUACGCGCCUGUCGAAGAUGUCGCUGUGUUUGCAGCUCCUGUGGAAACUCCGGUGGCAUACACGCCUGUCGAAGAUGUCCCUUUCAUUGCCGCUCCUGUUGAAGAUGUCCCUGUCUUUGCAACUCCUGUGGAAACUCCGGUGGCAUACGCGCCUGUCGAAGAUGUCCCUUUCAUUGCCGCUCCUGUUGAUACUCCGGUGGCAUACGUGCCUGUCGAAGAUGCCCCUGCUCCUGUUGCCAGUCCAGUAGCGUACGCGUCCUUCCCUGUUGAAGAAGUCCCUGUUUAUCCCAAAGAUGAUGACGAAGAACCCGAAACGAUUCAACCUGAAAAGGUUCAACCUGCAAUUGGGGAUCGUUCUCUCUGUGAAAGCAACGAACUCCGUGCCUUGUCUCGAAUGGACAGGUCAAAUACCACGUCAAAUUCCACAUUUAAAAUGACAGAGAGUGAAGAAGCCACGGCGAAUCAAUAUCCAUUCUUGGUGGCGCUUGUUUACGGAGAUGAGGAAAACGAAAACCUCAAUCCGUUUUGUGGCGGAUCUUUGAUUGCUCCAACCAAAAUUCUAACGGCUGCCCACUGCAUCACUGAGGAAAAAACGGAAACCUUAAUGAAAGAUGCUUUCCAUGUCAGACUUGGAGUGCACACGAUUACCAAAACAUCGAGUGACUCCAAGUUAAAUAGAAAAGUCGUGAACAUGAAAAUUCACGAAAACUAUCUCGCCAAGACAUUUGAGAACGACAUCGCCAUUUUGACACUGGACUCGCCUGUGGAAUAUACGGAAGCUAUUCAACCCAUUUGCUUGUCGCCGUCGUGCUUGAAUACUGACGAAAUACAAGCCAUUGGCAUGGGUUGGGGACACAUCCAACAUGGUGGUCCACUUUCAGAAUAUGUACGACACGCCGUGCUUCCAGUUGUGAGCAAUGCAAAGUGCCAGGAAACCUACGGGGAGAAAGAUGAUAUUAUUGACUCUUUACUUUGCGCUUAUGGAGGUGAUCUAGACACUUGCCAGGGUGACAGCGGCGGUCCUCUAGUAUCAGAUUAUGGCUCAUCGGUGGAAAAUUGCCGUUUCGUGCAGAUUGGCGUCGUCAGCUAUGGCCAAGAAUGCGGCGCAACGAUAUUUCCAGGAGUUUACACUAGGGUUAGUUCAUUCUUGGAGUGGAUAUCAGAAAAUAUGUAAAGCUGUUGAAACCCCAUAAUGCUUUCAUCUUGUCCAAUCCCGACUCCGAAAAUGACAAAAGGACGCGAUUUUGUUCACAUUCAUAGCUUCCAGGUCACGAACAGAAAUCAAACAAUAGCGAAGCGUAAUGCGUUCGUUGUCGCGGUGUAAAAGUUUAUUUUUAAGUGUUAUUUUUAUUCGAUAUUUACCUCCCGUGGUAUCACGUCAUUUUCCACGUUCGCCAAUACUUCUUAAAUCCAUACGGUUCACAGCUUGGCAGGAAGGCUUUCUCUACAAUUUGUUGGUUUCUUUCUAGAAGUUUCAGAACGGUAUGUAAGGGAACUGAUUUUGUCCACCUAAAUGCUUCAUUGUUUCCCAUGGUUACCACAUUUUAAAGCUGUAUUGCCAAUAUCUGAAUCCUUUAA
Molecule: messenger RNA, 3393 nt
Organism: Daphnia carinata
Lineage: Eukaryota; Metazoa; Arthropoda; Branchiopoda; Diplostraca; Daphniidae
Product: trypsin-2-like
Exons: 9
Coding region: 1373-2989 (538 amino acids)
Biological process (GO): proteolysis
Molecular function (GO): serine-type endopeptidase activity
Source: RefSeq, a predicted model, not a curated record